Messenger RNA from Mollisia scopiformis, 813 nucleotides. RefSeq lists its product as uncharacterized. Bases 243 to 662 code for a protein of 139 amino acids. NCBI's taxonomy places the organism in Eukaryota, Fungi, Ascomycota, Leotiomycetes, Helotiales, Mollisiaceae. The record is from RefSeq and is a predicted model, not a curated record. The transcript has a single exon.
CGAGUAUCAUCCUAAAUGAGUUCUGUACAUGAAGUAAUGACAUGCUUAUGCCUUCCUUGAACACUUGCUUAGAUGCAUGCGCCUUUGAGUUGUCUGUCUCACUGAGGAACAUGCAAAUCCUUGUUGGAUGGAGGAGCUCCUCAUACUCAAUCAGAUGUUGUAUUGCGAAAGCUAUUCCUCCAACGGAGUGUCCCAUAAUCCACAAACUUACAUACCCUCAAUUCUUAUGCUGCUGAUGUUCUAUGGUUUCUCUGUCUUCCAGUACUUUCCUCUUUGCUCCUUGCGAUAGCUGUCCCGGGGUCUGGCCUUCUUCGCGUGCAGGGGGCUUGUUGGAUCUGCAAGAGCUCUCUGCUCCUCUCUCUUCUGCUUGCGCUCCUCAUAGCUUCUCGGUCCACCGUCGUUGGAUUCGUCAACCUCAUUGUGGGAUGACAGGGCAUAGUGGGACGGCAGGGCGGGCUUCGAAUGCCACGGAAUUGGUGGUGGAGUGGCCGGGCGGACGACAGCUGGGACUGGCGGAAACAUGGCUCUUUCAGCACGACGACGUUGGCGAUUGCUGUCAAAGUCCGUCUCCUCUUCGUACAUUGGCAGGGUUGGGCCAAUCGACUGAUAUGCUUCUUGAAUCAUUGGAACAGAGGGUACUUCAGAAUAUCCGUCGCUGUUGAGAACCUUUGUGAGCUAUGUCAAUGACUGGGUAGAGGGGUAUGGGCGGACCUGUGAGAUGCAAGCUCUCUGUUGGCUUCGUACUCAUUUUCGAGUGGUGCUGGAGUCUCAGGGCUGAAGUUUGACACGCUUGAAGAUCCUGACAAGACACUG